Williopsis jadinii is the source of this 636-nucleotide messenger RNA. RefSeq names its product nucleic acid-binding protein. Gene Ontology annotation, cellular component: methionyl glutamyl tRNA synthetase complex. The transcript has 2 exons. The coding region runs from base 1 to 636 and encodes 211 amino acids. Lineage: Eukaryota; Fungi; Ascomycota; Saccharomycetes; Phaffomycetales; Wickerhamomycetaceae. The record is from RefSeq and is a predicted model, not a curated record. Gene Ontology annotation, molecular function: tRNA binding.
AUGUUCGCCCGAGUUUUGAGCCCAUCAUCAAUUAGAAAUGCAAGGGCAUUUUCAGUGUCAUCUUCUGCUCUUAAAGCUGCUGUCCCUAAAUUCGUGUCGCCUGCGUCUGUUCAGUUGAAAGUGGGUCUCAUUAAACAAUGUGAUCGCCAUCCCGAUGCCGAUAAGCUUUACGUAUCGCAGAUUCUGAGUGACGAGACAGACAAACCAAUCACCGUUUGUAGCGGAUUGGUGGACUUCAUACCGCAGGAUCAGUUACAGGGUUCAAGAGUUGUUUUGGUCAUGAAUCUCAAACCUGUUAACAUGAGAGGUGUCAAGUCACAAGCGAUGCUUCUCGCUGCGGAGAAAUUAGACAGCGAAGGACAAUUACAGACUGUGGAACUCGUGAAGCCUCCUCUCAGUUCGCAGGUUGGUCAGACUUUAUCGUUUAAGGGAUUUGAAGUUGAUCUCGAUGCAGAGCCGCAGAGGUUGAAUGCAAAGAACUGGACCAAGAUCCAGGCCAGGUUGUUCACAAAUGCUAAUGGUCAUGUUGUAUAUAAAGACCAAGAUGACGUGGAACACGUCCUCAUCUCACAAGACGGUAAUGAUCAGUGUGAGCCUUGCUCUGUUAAAUCGGCAUUCAACUCACAAGUGCGUUAA